AUGUGCGAUAGCUAUAUUCUCUCAAAUACACUACUGUCUUACAGAAAUUCGUUGUAUGUGGGUGACUACGAUGCGGGCAUCGUGACUGCUGAUGAUGCGGAUAUUCUCCUUGCCAUUGUGGCAGAAAUGAUGGCGAACGGCUAUGGUCUGACUUCCGACUUACUGGAAUUCCUUAAAGGACUUAACAGAAGCUCUUUAAUGAAUUUUAGAGAACGUGCCAAGACAGUACUGGAGAAGAAAACUGGAUCCAACGUUAGCUAUGUUCCUCUCUUCCGGAAAUUCCCAGAAGAAGUUCCUGAUCAUGAUCAUCUCAUAAAUAUUGUUUUUGGGAAGUUGGGAGCAGAAGGAGCUUUUUUAGUUUACGAGGUGUAUGGUGUUUGGUCCCCAGAGAUGUAUAAUGGUACAUGGACUGGUCGACAAUUUCCUGAGAAGUCAUUACAAAAAGCUAUACAGAGACCCGAACUUGUUCACAAAAAAAGGCUAAAUUUAAUAGGUGCUGCACAUCGCGCUGAUGCUUUGGAAGUAUGCAAAAACCUUAUGUGUGCUCAUGGAUCGCUUUCCGAGUCCGAUCGCGCAUUUGUGAAGGAGGUGGUACAAAAUAUAGAAGGUCUCAGUAUUCUGCCUACAGAAAUUCCAAAUAAAGAAAAUAUGGCUUUUGUGAUAGCGUCUUGCCCAAAGGAAGGACUGGCGGCAACAGAACUGUCUGAUAAACUUCAAACGUACAUAAAGACAGCAACUGACGUAUUACGCGUAGCAGUUGCCUUUUCAGGUUCGGAUGUCUCACUUGUCAACCACACAAGAUUUCGUUUGUCCAACUGGCAGCGUCGAUUUAUCUUACGAGCACUAAAUUGUCUAGAAUUCAAAAGUGGGGCUGAAGAUAUGCUUCGUUUUCGCGGAUUGUGGUUAGUUUUAGCGAAAUAUCUGCAUGUGAACGCCUAUUCCAAACAGUAUCCCAGGGCGACCGAACUAGUAUACACUAUUCGUGCAGAACCCAAGAAAAUCAGUACUUUCAAUAGAAAAGUUGAGGCAGCAUUACUGAAUUUAGAGCAGAAAGAUGACACCAAAGACAUCGAAGAAUUGCUCGCUCUACUGAAGUCUCGGCCUGGCGACUUUGCACGUCGGUUGGAUCACGUAAUUCGUACGGUUCCCAAGUCCGCGCAAUCCUUAGUGGUGACGAGAUUCCAGGAAGCAUUAAACCAGGUCGCUACGCCUCUGUUGGUCAACCUUGCGACGCACUUCGGGCAUCGUACCAAUAAAGCUCCGCUGAGAGUACACCUACCGAAAGGUUCCGCCACUAAUUGUAUUAUUCAAGAAAAAGAUCCAAGAGAUCUACUCCCUAAAGACAUUACAGAACGUUUGAUAGAUGUAAUCAAUGCUGAACUCAAGGGACGUUUCAGCAAAUUAGGCAGUCUAGGGAAUAUUUAUAUUGAUCCAAUAUUGAAAGACAUUCUCAUUCCUAUGUCUAUGCGCAAUAUCUCAGAAUCAUUGAGAACCGUUGCUCGGGGGUCCAAGUUUCGCGCUGAUAAAGAUGCUAAAGUGAUUCGUUUGUUUCUAUACUGGGAGGACAUCAAAGAAAACGGGCAAAGUCAGCGAGUAGAUGUUGAUCUGUCGUUACUUCAACUGGACAAGGAUUUCAACUCUGGAGGUGAGAUUGCCUAUUACAACUUAAAAAAUGGUGCAAUGACACAUUCUGGGGAUUUCACAUCUGCUCCUAAUGGUGCCGCAGAAUUCAUUGAUAUUGACAUUGCGAAGACCAAAGAGUUGUUCCCAAACAUCAGAUACAUUGGUGUCACUGUAAAUUCUUUUACAGGACAACCGUUCGACAGUUUCACCGCAAAAGCAGGAUACAUGGUUCGAGAUGGCGAAACGGGUGACUUAUUUGAGCCAAAAACAGUGCAGCAGAAAUAUGAUGUCGUAGCAGGCACAAAAUUUGCACUACCGCUUGUAAUUGAUUUGGAAAAACUCGAGUUUUAUUGGCUUGACUUCGGCCUUACAAGUAAGCGCUCUUGCUGCGCAAACUUAGAGAGCGAAAAGGCUUCUGUCGGGUACUUGGUGGAAUAUGCGAUAAAUAUGUAUCGGGAAAAAGCGAGCUUAUGGGACCUCAUUAUGCUUCAUGGCGAAGCGCGCGCAAAGUCGAUAGCAACAGAUAUAUCUGAAAGGCAAGAAUUCGAUCGUGUUUACGAUAUGGAUUUCUGCACCAAAGUUGAUUUGAUAAUGUCUCAAUAUCUAGCUUAA
Molecule: messenger RNA, 2235 nt
Organism: Lachancea fermentati
Lineage: Eukaryota; Fungi; Ascomycota; Saccharomycetes; Saccharomycetales; Saccharomycetaceae
Source: the annotation of a GenBank genome assembly